This is a messenger RNA of Xenopus laevis (African clawed frog), 4000 nucleotides long. RefSeq names its product paired box 8 L homeolog (gene pax8.L). Gene Ontology annotation, biological process: animal organ development; system development; regulation of transcription by RNA polymerase II. Gene Ontology annotation, molecular function: DNA-binding transcription factor activity, RNA polymerase II-specific; RNA polymerase II cis-regulatory region sequence-specific DNA binding; DNA binding. Bases 248 to 1708 code for a protein of 486 amino acids. The record is from RefSeq and is a predicted model, not a curated record. Lineage: Eukaryota; Metazoa; Chordata; Amphibia; Anura; Pipidae. The transcript has 13 exons. Gene Ontology annotation, cellular component: nucleus.
AUCACCCAGCCAUGUGCACUCCCCUCCCCCUGCACCCCCUGGAGCAACAGCAGCCAAUCCCUGCUCUGAGAGCUGUACCACUCAGCCCUGAGACCCCCACCAUGGGAUAAAGCCCACUCCCAGCACCUUGUCCUAUGAGAACAAACUUCCAGGGAAAGUGAGAGCAGUGAGAGAAGGUGACCGGAUCCUCCAGAGACAAGGUACUGCUGUGAGCAUCUGUCUGUCUGUCUGUGUCCAGCCUCUGUGUAUGAAAGUGACAUUGGCUACAAGGAGCUGCUCUGUGGAUUUACCAGGGACUCAGAAGAAGAUGCCCAACAGCAGCAUCAGAUCAGAGCUGACCACAGAGAGGGGCUUCUCAGGACCUGCCAGCAAUUUCAAUAUAGGUCACGGAGGUUUGAAUCAGUUAGGUGGGGCUUUUGUGAAUGGACGACCUCUACCAGAGGUGGUGAGGCAGCGGAUUGUUGACCUGGCGCACCAGGGGGUACGUCCCUGUGACAUCUCACGACAGCUCAGAGUCAGUCAUGGCUGUGUCAGCAAAAUUUUGGGCAGUAGGUACUAUGAGACAGGCAGUAUCCGGCCAGGUGUCAUUGGAGGUUCCAAGCCCAAGGUUGCCACCCCCAAAGUGGUGGAGAAAAUCGGAGAUUACAAACGCCAGAACCCAACAAUGUUUGCCUGGGAAAUCAGGGACCGGCUGCUGACAGACGGGGUGUGCGACAAUGACACAGUUCCCAGUGUCAGCUCUAUCAACAGAAUCAUACGCACUAAAGUACAGCAACUUUUUAACCUGCCCAUGGAGAGCUGUGUAAAAUCACUGAGCCCAGGACAAACUCUGAUCCCUAGUUCAACAGUGACACCCCCUGAGUCUCCCCAUUCAGACUCCCUGGGAUCCACGUAUUCCAUCAGUGGUUUGUUGGGGAUCACGCAGCCCAGCGCAGAUGGAAAGCGCAAACUUGAUGACAGUGACCAGGAGAGCUGCAGGCUGAGUAUUGACUCUCAAGGCAGUGUGGGGAUCAGUAGGAAACAGCUCCGUACGGAGGCUUAUGGGCACCACCCUCUAGACGCCCUGGAGUGUCACUUCCAGAGACAACAUUUCCCGGAAUCCUACUCUUCUUCCACUCACAGCAAAACAGAACAGGCUCUAUAUACCCUACCCCUGCUCAACAAUUCAUUGGAUGAUGGAAAAUCAUCACUGACUUCCACAAACACCACAAUUGGCAGAAACCUCUCGACCCACCAAGGAUAUUCUGCUUUAUCUGAAUUCACAGCCUUCUCCAUUAAACAAGAGGCUUCAGACAGCUCCAGCGCUAGCUCCACCCCUUCAUCUUUAUGUAGCCCCACCUUCCUGGAUCUGCAGCCAAUCAGCUCAGGAUGCUCAGCGCCAUCCUUCAGCGCUUUUUCACACCCAUCUGUGUAUGGCCAGUUCACAAGCCAUGUGGCCUCAGGCCGUGAUGUAGUUGGAGCCACAUUGCCAGGAUACCCACCUCACAUACCCAGUGGGCAAGGAAAUUAUGCCUCCUCUGCAAUUGCUGGAAUGGUAGCUGCAGGAGGUGAUUACUCUGCAAAUGCCUACAGCCAUGGGGCUUAUGCAGCAUACGGAGACAGUUGGCGCUUCCCCAGCUCCAGCCUUCUAGGCUCUCCCUAUUACUACAGCUCUGCCACAAGGACUGCACCUCCUCCCACAACGGCAGGAGCCUAUGACCUUAUGUAGUCUUCAUGGAGACCAGUGAGUAGCAUCAUCAACAAAGCAACCAAGCCCUGGGAAAGAGGCUUAAUGGUGGACAAACCUAACCAUGGCAACCCACCAACUGCAAGCAUAUAAAACAACACUGUAACAAGAACAGUGUAGUAAACAUGGACUAUUGUUAACCCCUACUCUUGGACUAUGUUGGACUGUGGGACAUAUUUGUUAACAGAAGAGAUGACCCCGCCAAAGAAAAAGGGAAAAAACCUUGCAGCAAGUGCUUCUGCCAGCCGAACAAACGUAGAAUAUGAAUAGGGCCAUGUACAAUGGAAUACAUACAUAUAUAUUUGGGCAUAUAACAACUGAAAAUGAUAAGAGUUCAGUUGCCUCCAUUACCUUAACAAUGUGUAGAUUUUCCUGCUGAUUCUGAGGAUGAUGGUACACAUGGCCAGGGUCAGACUUGCUGGGGUAGCACAGGAUCUCCUGGUGGGCUCCAGCCAAUGAAAAUUUCAAUUUAUUAAUUGCACCAUAGAUCUAUAUGAAAACAAUUACAUUUAGUUCUGUCUACAAGUGGGGCCUCAGUGGCCGCUUCUCUGAUGGUCCAUAGGAGGCUGAAUCUGAUACUGCACAUGGAGAUUCUCAAUCUCUGCUACAACAACCUGCAGUGGAUGCUUUGAGAUUAGGUUAACAAUAGAUGGAGAGGCACAGAUCAAGAGUGUACCAAAUAAUAAAUGGAGUUUGCACUAGCCAGAGCUCAGCAAGUGCUGGACCUAGGAGGAAACAUACCAACUGCAGCCCAUUUGUCUCCUCCUGAAGGCCUUUACAAAUGCCCCAAAUUAAAACCUGGAAAAAUGUUGGCAGGAAACACUACACAUUGUUUAAAGGUAAUCAACCUGAACUGCCCUUAUUUUACCUUUCUCUGUAACGUCUGUCGCGUUUAGCUGCUCUUCUCAUCUGCCUUUUUGGUUUAAAAGUUUAGGAACUGCCCCUAUUUUAUGUGGAGCCGACUCUGUGUUCCAUCAGCAAAAGCUUCCUCCUCAUUGUUGGAAGUGUAUUUUGUAUAAAGCAGAAUAGAGUUGCAUGGGGGCUGCUGUUCUCAUCCCAAUGCCUGGCUCUGUAGAGAUUUUACAAAUUCAGCAAUAUUUAUCCUUUAUUGUAGGCGAUGUUGGACUGGGAAGCCAGGGGCCCACCAGAGACUGAACUAUUGUCCUUCUCUCCUCACUCAACCUCUUUAUUCUUCUAGUCACUUCCCUUUAUGUACUAUAUCCUAUUCUUCCAUCUAUUCAGCCUCAUUGUUCCAUACAGUAAUAGGGCAUGACCAUAAAAUACUAUAGGUUAGAUGCAGUAGCCCAUUCACACCUGGGCCCACCGGGAGUUAUCCUGGUAUCACGGUGGGCCAGUACGGCCUCCAAAAUAAUUUGUUAAUAAGCCAUUGGAUUUGAUAUCUGUCCACUUUUAAAGGGAUGAGCCUGCAACCCUUUCCCUUUUAGAAAGCAGGAUUUUCCCAAAGCUGUCCAAUGGAUUUGCAUUCAAGUACUUGUACAGAGGAGAGAGGGGAGAUCUUGGUGUUGUGGUACUACCACUCCCUGCACAGUUGCAGGGGCAAAGACUACACAACUAUACUGUAUAUAUUUAUGUAUGUAUGUAAAACAGAUACAUCUAUGCAGAUCUCUAUAUACUGUUGAUGUAGCCACAAGGGCUUUAAAAGUGAUUUGAAUGCACUAAUUAUUUAUACUAUUAGUGUCGGUUCACAUUCAGUCAUGAAAGCGGGACUUUGAAGAAGGUGGCACAAACACAGCAUGGCUAAUUUACUAACAAAGGUGCUAAAAUGGCCCACUGUAGGUAGUCGCCCAUAGCAACCAGCCAAUGAUUAACUGUGAUCAGUCUAACACAUUAGAAAUGAAAAGUUCUUAUUGGCUGUUACUGGUAACGGCUCUGGGACAUGUUAAUACCCAUGUUAUUAAGUCAACCCCGUUGCUUUCUGUUAACCAAUUGAGCUGAAGGUUGGACAUUUCUGAAUUAAUUUUUGAUUGGGGCCUCAGCACACAGUGUCUCUAAUUACUUGUUCUUGGACACAGGCAUAUUUUAUAUUCUACUUCCCACGUGACGGCUGAGUGCACUCAAGUGCUGGGGGUAUAAAAUGCAACAGGUUUGAAUGAAGGAAAGACUUACGAUCAGGCAUUAUUACAGGAUUGUGCCUGCUCCGCACUAAAUGACUUUAUCGCAUGGUCCUGUUUGUGGAAAUACAGCAACUACAGGGCCAGACUGUAAAUAAAUAUUUGUAAUAUAAAAUAUUUUAAAUAAAUAAGCAUGAAAGAA